AACUAAUAAGUGGCAGAAAAAAAAUCGAAUUAGCGAACUGACGUGGAAGUUCGUUUUUGCUUGGAAGUUUUGUUAAAAACUACGUUACCUGUGCGCUCAUACCCAGCGAAAGCUGCAAAAAAUUGCACAACAAACGCAAGACAACGCAUCUAGGCCCAAAUUUCAGCGAAACAACGUUUGAAAUCGUUCGAAUUCGUGAAAACGAGAACGCGAACUUUGAGCUGCAAUUAGAGUGUGUUGUGUGUGUGUGAAAGUUGUUGCUACGKUUUUAUGUGCUCAUAUUGAGUCGCUGCUCGCAGGCCAAUAUAUAAAGAAAUGAAUCCAAACAUGUAUGGUCCACCGCCGACACAAUUUCAACCACAAUAUCCAGCGGGGCCGCCACGGGGACCGACGGGUUGGCCAUCACAACAACAACAACAACAACAGCAACCGUUGCAAUCGCAGCCACCGCCACAACAACAGCAGCCACAUCAACAGCCACAACAGCAGCCACCAACCCAACAACAACAACAAUAUGGUGCUCCAGUGACAUCUGCUCAACAACCCUAUGUAAACGGCAACUAUCAGCAGCAGUUGACCACGUCGAUGAGUGGCCUGAGUGUGAGUGGUAAUCCUUUAAAGCCCUCGCAGCCACCGAUUGGCAUGCCUACUGCUGGAGUUGGAGCUCCUGUCGCUGCACCAUCGGGCCCGUUUAAUCAAUUCAACUCGAACGCACCGCCAACGUCGCAGCCCAUGCCACCGGCUAGUUCAGGCAUGAAUUUUAACAACAAYAACAAUGCCUACGCUGCAGCCUAUGCAAACGGCUCGGCAGGUCCGUCUCCGUCUCCGGCUCCGCCAGUUUCUGCGGCUGCAGCAGGUCCCUCACCGUCGCCAGCGCCGUCGAUGUUUCCGCCCACAUCAUCGGCAUCCAACAUGGCUCAGCCAACAUCGGCAGCUGCAACCAUGCCGCAAAACGUACCCGGUGGCAUUAACCAGAUGACACUCAAUAGCGCCAGCUUGGCUGGCUUGCCGCAUAUGCCACCAAAAUCAUCUGCUCAGCAGUUGCCGCCAACAUCCACAGCUCCUGGACAGGCACUGCCACCUGUAACGCAGGCGGGAGGCUAUGGGCGACCUGGUCAACCGCAGAUGCCGCCUGGUGCAGCUGCUCCAGCCGCGUUUGCACAGCCUGGUAUGCCUCCCCAGCGUCCAGCUGCUGGCGGUGCUCCAGCAGCUGCAUUCGCGCAGCCUGGCAUGGUGACUCAGCCUCCUUCCGUUGGUGGUCCAAGUAGUAAUCCUUAUGGAGUGCCACCACCUGGCAACUUUCCUGGCUCAUAUGCUGGUCAACCAGCUUCGGGUCCCGGUCCGGCUUCGGCUCCGACUUCGGCUCCGGGUGCAUAUCCAGGUGCACCUCCAUUACCAGGACAGCAGGCAGGGCCACAACAAUAUGGCGCAGCUCCACCUCCAGCUGUCGGCUAUCCACCACAGCCCGGGCAACAGUUGCAGCAGCCAUCCAUGCCUGGUUAUCCGCCUCAGCCAAUGCCCGGCUAUCCGCCCCAGGCUGGUCAGCAACCGCAACAGCCCAUGCCUGGCUAUCCUCCCCAGCCUGGCAGCUAUCCUGGACAACCAGGACCCGGCCGUCCUGGCUAUAACCAACCGCCCAUGCCAGGAGCUGGAAGUAUGUAUCAACAGGCGCCGCCGCGUCGCCUAGAUCCCGAUCAAAUGCCCAAUCCCAUACAGGUGAUGAUUGAAAAUCAGCAAGCAGCCGGUGGAAUCUUUGUAACAAACCAGCCGGGCCUAUUGCCGCCGCUGGUAACCACGAAGUUUGUGGUGCACGAUCAGGGCAACUCCUCACCGCGCUUCAUACGCUCCUCCCUAUACUGCAUACCCAAUACGGGUGAUUUGUUGAAGACGACGGCACUGCCCCUAACGCUCAACAUUUCACCUCUGGCGCGCAUUGGCAAAGGCGAAAUGGAACCACCAAUUGUCAAUUUUGGAGACAUGGGCCCAAUACGUUGCAAUCGCUGCAAGGCUUAUAUGUCGCCCAACAUGCAGUUCGUGGACGCUGGCCGCCGUUUCCAGUGCCUUAUGUGCAAGGUUACAACAGAAGUGCAUCCCGAUUACUAUCAGCACUUGGAUCACACUGGACAGCGUGUGGACAAGCAUGAGCGACCGGAACUGCUCUUGGGCACUUACGAAUUCCUCGCCACCAAGGAUUACUGUCGUAACAAUACGGCGCCAGAGGUGCCCGCGUUUAUAUUCGUCAUAGAUGUAUCGUACAAUACGAUCAAGUCCGGAUUGGUGCAUCUGCUUUGCUCGCAAAUCAAGAACAUACUCAAACAUUUGCCGGUUGACCAGGGCCAGGAUAAGUCAAAGGUGCGCGUCGGCUUCAUAACUUAUAACAGCACCGUUCACUUCUACAACAUCAAAAGCAGUUUAGCUCAACCACAGAUGAUGGUUGUGGGCGAUGUGCAGGAGAUGUUUAUGCCGCUGCUUGAUGGUUUCCUCUGUCAUCCAGAGGAGUCCGCGGCGGUGAUCGAUGCGUUAAUGGAGGAAAUACCGCGCAUGUUUGUCGACACCAAGGAAACAGAAACUAUACUCUAUCCAGCCAUACAGGCCGGUCUGGAAGCGCUCAAGGCAUCGAAUGCCUCUGGCAAGCUAUUGGUAUUCAAUUCAACGCUGCCCAUCGCGGAGGCACCUGGCAAGCUCAAGAAUCGCGAUGAUCGCAAACUGCUUGGCACAGACAAGGAGAAGACGGUUCUGACGCCCCAAACGACAGUGUACAAUCAGCUGGGACAGGAAUGCGUACAGCAAGGCUGUUCCGUGGAUCUAUUUGUGUUCAACAAUGCAUACAUUGACAUUGCGACCAUUGGACAAGUGUCGCGGCUGACCGGUGGCGAGGUCUACAAGUAUACAUAUUUCCAAGCUGAGCUCGAUGGCAAGCGUCUUAUUGAAGAUAUUAUUAAGAACGUAUCGCGUCCAAUCGCAUUUGAUGCAGUGAUGCGUGUUCGCACCUCGGCGGGUAUUCGACCUACAGAAUUCUUUGGACACUUCUACAUGUCAAAUACCACUGACGUGGAGCUGGCAAGCAUUGAUGCGACCAAGUCUGUGAGCAUUGAGAUCAAGCAUGAUGAUAAGUUGGCGCCAGAGGAAAAUGUGUACAUACAGGUGGCUCUGCUAUAUACAUCGUGCAGUGGGCAGCGACGUUUGCGCAUAUUGAAUUUAGCUCUGCGCGUAACUGUAACUAUUGCGGAUGUAUUCAAGAGCUGUGACCUGGACGCCAUGAUGCUGUUCUUUGCGAAGCAGGCCUGUUUCAAGCUGAUGGAGCACUCGCCCAAACAGGUCAAAGACAAUCUCAUACAGCGAUCCGCACAGAUUUUGGCCUGCUAUCGCAAGCACUGCACAUCGCCAACAUCCGCUGGCCAAUUGAUACUACCCGAGUGCCUGAAGCUAUUGCCGCUGUACGCAUCCUGUUUGCUGAAGAACGAUGCCGUCUCUGGUGGCUCUGAUAUGACUCUGGAUGAUCGCUCCUAUGUUAUACAAUUUGUGCUGGCCAUGGAUCUGAAUAUGUCGGUCAACUAUUUAUAUCCACGCUUCAUUCCCAUUCACAACGUGGAUAUCGAUGACACGUCGCUGCCAACGCCGGUGCGCUGCACACAUGAGAAGAUAACCGAAGACGGCGCAUACAUACUGGAGAACGGUGUGCAUCUGUUUGUUUGGCUGGGCCAGUCCUUGUCGCCCUCGUUUGUGCAAUCCGUAUUCGGUGUCCAAUGCACGCAACAGGUGAAUGCCGAGCGAUUCGCAAUCACCGCAGAUACGCCGCUGGCACGUCGCAUCACUGGCAUCAUCGACCAGAUUAUGGAAGAGCGCACGCGAUAUAUGCGGGUCACCUGUGUGCGGCAGAACGACAAGCUGGAGAGCGUGUUCCGGCAUUUCCUUAUCGAGGAUCGAGGCACAGAUGGCUCGGCUAGUUAUGUAGAUUUCCUGUGCCACAUGCAUAAGGAGAUCAAGGACCUGUUAAGUUAGCACGUAGGCAACUCACAUAAAUCACCGACUGCCAGCUGCUAUUCCACUGAGGAGCGUUGGUCCAGGAGCUACUCACAGAAUCGGGCGCGCAUGCGUCGUCUCUCGUUCAGCAGUCGUCGAUUUAAAUGAGCGCGUUUGCAUAUUUAUAGCAUAUAGAGCAGACAUAAAUUCAAUUAUACAUACAUAUUCAUAUAUAUACAUAUAAACAUAUAGCCGCGACAUCAUUUCGAGCGUUACAAAUCUUCCAUUAAUUUUUAUUAAACUUUACACAUUUUGCAUGUUCUCUAUAUUUCUGUUGUCAAUCUUAAGUAUUCCAUAUGCUUAUCUGUGUGUGCGUGUGUGUUUGUAUGUGAAUUUCUGCUCUAUAAACAUUUGUUAAACGAGCAACUUCAAUUAGACAAAUUAA
Molecule: messenger RNA, 4408 nt
Organism: Drosophila arizonae
Lineage: Eukaryota; Metazoa; Arthropoda; Insecta; Diptera; Drosophilidae
Gene: Sec24CD
Product: COPII coat complex component secretory 24CD
Biological process (GO): intracellular protein transport; endoplasmic reticulum to Golgi vesicle-mediated transport; COPII-coated vesicle cargo loading
Cellular component (GO): COPII vesicle coat; endoplasmic reticulum exit site
Molecular function (GO): zinc ion binding; SNARE binding
Source: RefSeq, a predicted model, not a curated record